This is a messenger RNA of Closterium sp. Yama58-4, 306 nucleotides long. Lineage: Eukaryota; Viridiplantae; Streptophyta; Zygnematophyceae; Desmidiales; Closteriaceae. The record is from the annotation of a GenBank genome assembly.
AUGCCUUCUUUUGCGGAGCCGAGGAUGGGUGCCAUCGCUCGGAUCGAGCCGGGCGGAACAACAAAACGACGAGUCGCGGAAGACAGCCAAUUCUUCGACCACCUCGUGGACUUAAUACCGUUGCGGCAUUACCUCCCGUCGCAAGCUGACUCUGUCGCCCUGAAGUAUGAGAAGGUGGAGGGCGGCAAGGCGGAGGCGAAACGGGCCGCUAAGGAGCAGUCGAAGAAAGCCAAGAGGCUCAAGAUUCGGAGACUAAAUCCCGCUGUUGGAGCAGCACCAGAUUCUGAGGCGGGGUUUGGGGUUUAA